AACGUCUCCAUCCUUUGAACGUGUUCUUAUUUUGUAGAGCUGUCAUAUCUCGGCGUUUUCGGUCCUUUAUGAAUAUUUAGUUUAACUUAGUAUUUAUUUUAACGUAUAUCACGCAAAAAAGCGUCACUGUCUUCUUAUAAACAAACUGCCAACGUUGUCGGAGACGGGCAUUUUACUGUGUACCUUUUAAUUACUACAUAGACAUAGUUUUGCAUGGCAUGAACUAUCUAUAUUAAUAGACGUACUCCAUGUACUUUAUAGUGGAGUUCAAAGGUGUAAAGUGUGGAUAUCGCUGUGGCUACUGUGUAAACGAAGAAGGGUACAGCUUCAUACGUUAAGUGAAGCUGCAUAGUAUGAAGUAAACACAAAACAAACAAGUAAAUAACAACACAUUUCGUUUACAGUCUUUUUUGUGCAUAUGAACAAGGCAUGUGGUCCCAUACUAUGACAGUGCAGGACUACCAAGAUCUCAUCGACAGAGGCUGGAGGAGAAGUGGCAAAUAUGUUUACAAGCCUGUAAUGGAUAAGACAUGCUGCCCACAGUACACCAUCAGGUGCCAUGCUUUGAACUUCCAUCCGUCGAAGACUCACAAAAAGACCUUGAAGAAGGUGAACCGGUUCCUCUCCAAAGGAGAGAUGCCAGUAGAGAGGCAUGAUGAGGGACGUGAAGGAGAGCCCAUGGUCUCUGUGCAUGAAGAGGGUGUUCAACCACCUCCCCAAGACCCUCUGGAAAUAGACCAUAGUGACGUACAGGACAUCAGCACCAGCCCAGACACAGACACCACCAACUCUGCUGCACCAACACCGCCCAGAGAAGAUGCAGUGCCCGCCCCAGAAGAGAAAACUCCUAAUGUUACACCCAAACCAGGUAAGGGAGCCGAUCCCAGCAGGCCUCUGGGUCGGAAAGCUAAGGACAUCAGGAAAGAGAGACGACUUCAAAAGGAGCAACAGAAGCAGCAAGAAGCAAAGUCUUCCUCUGUGGAUCCCUCCCCAUCAAAAUCUUCAUCUAAUCAGCCCAAGUCAUUGGAGGAGUUCAUUACGGAGUCCUUACCCAAUGACCCUCUGCACCGUCUAGAGGUGAGGCUAGUGCGCUCCAACCCUCCCAGUCCACAGUUCAAAGCUUCGUUUGACGCCUCGUACCAAGUGUACAAACUCUACCAGAUGGUCAUUCACAAGGACCCGCCUGACAAACCUACCGAGAGCCAGUUCAAGAGGUUCCUCUGUGACUCUCCUUUAGAGGCUGAGACCGCUCCUGAUGGUCCUGAUGUGGGCUACGGCUCGUUUCAUCAGCAGUAUUGGUUGGAUGGCAGAAUAGUAGCUGUAGGAGUUCUGGACAUCCUGCCCUCCUGUGUUUCGUCUGUGUACCUCUACUAUCACCCCGACUUCUCCUCGCUCUCACUGGGCACCUACUCUGCUCUCAGGGAGAUUGCCUUCACCAGGCAGUUGCAGAAGCAGUCCCCCAAACUUGCCUACUACUAUCUGGGUUUCUACGUCCAUUCGUGUCCCAAGAUGCGCUAUAAGGGGCAGUACCAGCCUUCAGACCUCCUGUGCCCUGAAACCUACACUUGGGUGUCCAUCGAGAGAUGUAUUCCCCGCCUCGAGAUCUCUGCCUACUCUCGUCUCAGUGAGAACGCCCAUGAAGGUGAUGCUUGUGCACUGAAGGAACUGGGCAGGGUGUUAGUGCUCCACAGGAGGACAGUGAUGCCCUAUGUGGCCUAUGCCCGUAAGCGGAAGGGUUCGAACGAUGAGAAGGAAGUGGAGCAGUACGCUAGUCUGGUGGGCCAGACUUGUGCAGAGAGAAUCCUGCUCUACAGAGCUUAGAGCCCCUUCAUACCUUACAACCCUCUGUCUGUCUUUCAAAACAUGAAAGUGUUUGUCCUCUUG
Messenger RNA from Carassius carassius (crucian carp), 1884 nucleotides. Its product is annotated as arginyl-tRNA--protein transferase 1-like. Gene Ontology annotation, biological process: protein arginylation. Gene Ontology annotation, molecular function: arginyl-tRNA--protein transferase activity. The record is from RefSeq and is a predicted model, not a curated record. Bases 430 to 1821 code for a protein of 463 amino acids. NCBI's taxonomy places the organism in Eukaryota, Metazoa, Chordata, Actinopteri, Cypriniformes, Cyprinidae. Gene Ontology annotation, cellular component: cytoplasm. The transcript has 12 exons.